AUGGAUAAAGAUUACACUAAUUUUGGAAGUACUCCGAGAGGGAAUCAUUGGUUGAAUAAUAAUAAUACAGCUAGAAACGGUCCAAAUAGUCAAUCUCAAUAUUCUCCAUUUACUCUAGGCCGAUCUUCCCAACAGCGACGUCAAGAUCGCUCUUCAGGAGGUUUCUAUGGAGAAAGUCCCUACGAUGAAGAUUUACAAGAUAAUAUUUACGGGAAUAUGGCUCGAGGUAAGAUAAAUUCAAAUCAUCAAAAUGGUUAUUUAAACCAAUAUGGCAAUGCAACUUAUGAUGACAAUGCAACAGGUAUUCCGUAUCUGGAUGAAGAUGAAGAUAUACAUAAUGGAGAACCGGAUAUGGAUUUACAAAAUACACAACGAUUCUCGAGAGGUUAUGAUGAUAGCCAAUCAGAUUCCGGAUCUGUUUCUGGUUCAGAAUCUUCAACUUCUUGUUAUUCGAGAUCUUCUUCAUAUUACCUUCAAAAACCAACAUCUACAGGUAUACAAGGUAGUUCUGGUGAUUUGAGACAAAGAAGAUCCUCCACAGAUUCAAGAAUUAUUUCCAAAGGGAAAUCAUCAACUUCUAAUAGAAAGUCUAAUAAUAAUAAUUAUAAUAACAACAAUACAAAUAAUAAUAAAUCUUUACCAUUAAUUUCUACAGAGAUUCUUGAUGAGUCCAAACAAAAAAGAUUAAUCAUAAUUGUAUUUAUCAUUUUACAAUUAUAUAAACUUUAUGAUUUGAUUCUCUUGAAAAAUGGAUUACCAAUUCCAGGCUAUAUUAUGAUAAAUUCCAGAUUUGGGUUUAUUUUUAAAUAUAUGAUUUUAGAUUCAUUAUUUUUUUAUUUGUUACCUUUUUUAAAAUUAAAUAACUUUUUUGGUUCAAAUAAACUUUUAAUUAUCGGAUUAGUAAUUGGUUUAAAUUUAAUUAAUAUCUUCAUCUCCAAUAAAAAUACUUUUGUAUUUUUAUCAAAUCUAAUAAUAAUAUUCUCAAAGUUUAUUAAUACCAAGGAAAUAUCUUUGACUGGUUCUUCAGUAAACCACCAUCAAGUUAUUGAUUAUUCAAAUCAUUUUAAAGGUGCAUUAACAAUUAAAAUUUUACCAGAAAAUACUGCAAUGUUUAACCCUUUCCAUGAUUCAUUUUGUCAAUUUAAUCCAACAUUUGCCACUCCAGAAUUCAUAAAUGUUCCAAUUCGUAUUAAUUCCACUUCUUCAAUUAAAUUUAUUCAAUUAAAUUAUAAAGACUUAAGUAAAAAUUCAAAUGAGCAAUUAUUAAAUUUUACCAAUAAAGAUUUUAAAUUGAUUAAAGAUCCUACAAAAUUGUUAUCUAAAAAGACAAAACAACAAUUACAACAAAUCAACCAUGAAUUGGAAAAUAACAUUCACUAUAUUGUUGUACCUUUAAAAUCAACUGGGUUUUAUGAAAUUAAUAAAAUAAUUGAUUCAAAUGAUUUAAAGUUAAAGACAUAUACCUCUCAUCUUCUAAUCCCAACUUGUCCAUCUGCAAAGAUUUUCUCAAGGUUGAAUAAUGAAGGAGAUUCUUUGAACAAAUGUAUUAAUGAUAAAGAUGAUAUUCAAUUAUCAUUGAAUGGGUUACCACCUUUAAAAUUAUCUUAUACAAAAAUUAUAAAUAAUGAAUCAUUUUCAUAUAUUGAAUCCAAUUUACAACCAGAAUUAUUCCAAUCACCUUUGCAAGCUUCUCAAAAAUAUAUUUAUUCAUCAAAGGACUUAAACACGCUUUCUGAUUGGUCACAAAAUGUAGAUAUUACAAUUGAUUUGGAAUCUCAACUAUUAAUUGAUGGUAACUACAAUUAUAAAAUAGAUUAUUUAAUUGAUGCUCUAGGUAAUAAAGUUGAUUUCUCCGAAUAUUCAAAUAAGAUGUUGAAAAAACAAGAUUUAUUAUUUGAUUUUAAUGUUCAUGCAAUCCCAAGAGCUACAUUAGACGAAAAAUUCAAUUCAAAAUCUCCAACAAAGAGAUCUAUAUUAAUCAAGUUUAGUCAAAAUAUUAUUAGCAAUGAAAAAUCUUCAAAAGAUACAAAUAUAGCAAAAGAAAAUUGGCUAAUGGCAAAACCUUAUACUGCUACUUUGGAAUUCAUUAACUCUAAAAACGAAAUUAAAACUUUUGAUAUUAAAACAAAUAACCCAAUUCACGAGUUUGUAAUUAAUGAACCUGGUACCUAUAGAUUAAAAUCCUGUAACUCAAAUUAUUGUUCGGGCCAAAUCUUUGGUAAGAAUUCUAUUAUUGUCUCCAAACCAAUCCCACCUCAUUUAAAGAUUGUCUCUUCACCAAUACUAGACCAAUGUGUAGGUCAAGUUGGUUUGAAUUUUGAUUUAACAUUUACAGGUGUCCCACCUUUCUAUUACAUUGCAAAAAUAUAUAAAUAUGCUAAUUCACCAAAGAAUUCAGAUGACGAAAUUGACUUGAAAAAUGCAAAGAAAACCUUAUAUGAAACAAAAAAAUUUUCUUCGAAGAGUACCCGUAUGCAAUUCAGUUAUUCUCCUGCUGAAGAAGGUAAUUAUCAAAUUAUAUUUGAUCAAUUAUCUAAUGAUUUAUUCCUUGAUCCAAUAGAAUUAAAACCAGUUGCUGAGUACACUUUCAAUACUAAGAUGAGAGUUAAACCAGGUGCUAAAUUAAAACAAUCUCCAUCUCCAUUAUCAUCAAAGAAUAAGUUGUGUUUAGGUCAGCAAAGUAAUAUUGAUAUUAUCUUGAAGGGUGAAGCACCAUUUACUUUGAAUUAUGAUAUAAUUGAAACGUCAACUAAUAAAAGAACUUCUUAUAAUAUUGAAAAUAUCAAUUCUAAUGAAUAUACAAUUUCCACUCCUAAAUUUAAUAUCGGCGGUGAUUAUAUCGUUUCUUUAGUUUCCAUUCAAGAUUCAAGUGGUUGUUUAGUUGGUUUAAGCGAACCAGAUACGAAAAUUAACGUAAGAAGGGAUGUUCCAUCUACCGAAUUUGAUAUCUUGAACUUAAAGAAUAAUAACCAAGUAAUGAUUAAAGAAGGUUCAAUUGCAGAAAUUCCUUUAAAAUUAUCUGGUGAAGCUCCGUUUAAAGUUGUAUAUGAACAUUCUGAUUAUCAAGGAAAUAGAAUCAAACUGUAUGAAGCUAGAUUUAAUUCUAACUCAAACCCAAUCUUAAAAGUUAAAGAAGAAGGUAUCUAUAGAUUAAUCGAGAUGAAUGAUAACUACUGUAAUGGAAUAAUAAACAACUUGGAUAAAAAUCAUUUUAAGGUGUCAUUUUUAGAUAGACCUUCGUUUACAAUAUUAAAUAAUGCAAAUAUUAACAAGGUUUCUGAUAUUCUCUUUACAAAGAAGAAUGUAUGCCAAAAUGUAGAAAAUGUUGUUGAUUUAUCAUUAACUGGUGCUGCCCCAUUUAUCUUAGAAUAUGAGUUAAUUUCACCAAAUGGUUAUAGAGUUAAGAAGAAUAUACACACCUCCACCAAAUUAGCAAGCAUUUUAUUCCCUAAUGAUCAAUCUGGUGAAUAUAUUGUAAAAGUCAAAAAUGUAUUUGAUGCAAACUACGGCAAAAAAGAUUUACAAUCCCACAGCAAGAAAGAUUAUAUUACAAUUAAACAAUCAGUCUAUUCUGCUCCUGAAAUUAAUUUUGUCGAUCAAGGCAAGACAUUUAGAACAUGUACAGCCAAUACUGAUCAAGAUUCUCUACUGGAUGCUAUAAAAUUAAAAUUCCUGAGUGGUUUAGGUCCUUAUUCUGUAACCUUCUCCAUUUAUCACGAAAGCACUGGAAGAACUGAUAAAUUUAUUUUAGAUGAUAUCAGUGAAUCUAACUUCCCAUAUUAUAAAUUAUAUGAUGGUUUGAAAUUAGGUAACCAUGAAAUUUCAAUUGAAAAGAUUAUUGAUAAGAAUGGAUGUGUUAGUGAUUUUUCUUUAAACACUAAGCACAGCAAUAAGAAUAAUAAUAAUAUACUAAUUUCUAUUACAGAUAUUCCAAAGAUUCAUUUGUUAGAUCCAAACGCCAACUACUGUGUUGGAGACUAUGUUUCUUAUCAAUUAAAUGGUGUUGCUCCUUUCACAAUCAAUUAUGACUUUAACGGAAACUUACUGAGGUCAACAGAACGUUCACAGCAAUUUGUAAGAGUUGCAUCUGAACCAGGUAAGAUUUCUAUUAACUCAAUUCAAGAUUCAUCAUCUCAAUGUAUUGUGAAUUUUACACAUCCAAAUUUUAUUGAAGAAUUUAGAAAACUUUCCUUGAUUAUUCAUCCAAUUCCUUCUGUCACUGUUUCACAAGGUAGACAUAUCUACGAAGAUAUUCAUGAAGGUGAUCAAGCUGAUGUUAUAUUCUCCUUUGAAGGUACCCCACCAUUUGCUUUGACUUAUGUAAGAACAGAAAAUUCUGAAAAUGAUGGUAACCCACAUGUUGUCGAAACUCACAAAGUCACUGAUAUUUGGAACUAUGAAUAUAAGGUCACAACUAGUUUGCAAGGUACCUAUGAAGCAAUUGAAAUAUCUGAUGCUUUCUGCGCUGCCAAGAAUGACGCCUUUUUCCAAAAUUAG
Molecule: messenger RNA, 4497 nt
Organism: Henningerozyma blattae CBS 6284
Lineage: Eukaryota; Fungi; Ascomycota; Saccharomycetes; Saccharomycetales; Saccharomycetaceae
Gene: POM152
Product: Pom152p
Exons: 1
Coding region: 1-4497 (1498 amino acids)
Biological process (GO): protein import into nucleus; nuclear pore organization
Cellular component (GO): nuclear pore transmembrane ring
Molecular function (GO): structural constituent of nuclear pore
Source: RefSeq, a predicted model, not a curated record